CUUUUUUUUUUUUUAUAAAUAUAUACACACAUAUAUAUAAAUAACACUUUAUUUAAUGCCCAUUCGACAUUUUGAUAUAUUCACAGCUGAACGGCGUCUUAUACAAACAUCAGCCCUGAGUCAACUAAAAGACACGAGACUGGGCAUCGAUGGUAACUACUGGAUUCGUAAAAUUGUCGCCAAAGAGAAUGCAGUAGCUGCUAUGGGGGGUUUACCUCUUCGACUUGCAGCUUCUAUCGAAAAGGAACUUGAAGGAUUCAAGUCAAGUGGAAUUCAACCCAUCUUUGUUUUUUCAGGAUUAUCCAUUUUGAGAAAGGAUAAACCAUUUUCAACUGAAGAUACUCGUCCAAGUCAUCGUGCAGCUGCGUGGGAUUUUUAUGAACGUGGCAAGUUAGAUUUAGCAUUGAGUAACUGGGCAAGUAGUAGUAGUAUACAUUCAGCAGAACUCUUAAAUAGCGUUUUUCAUAUUCUUUACAAGAAUCAAGUUGAAUUUAUUCGUGCACCUUAUUCAUCAUGGGCACAGGUAAACUGGCUUAUAUGUAUACACAUCCUAAACAACUUGUUAAUGCAGUCUAUGGCGGGUCUGAAUUAUUAAUGUGGGACAUUGAUAAAAUGAUGACAAGUAUAGAUUUUGAAAAGGGAAAUUAUCAUUGGGUCAGUAAACGGACUGUUCUGCAAGAUUUACAUGUAUCAGAUGAACAAUUUUUAGAUAUCUGUAUUUUAGCAGGAUUUGAAUAUUGUCCUACUUUUCCUCCUCUAAAUACAACACAAGUCAGUUUUACAUUCAAUGGCGUUCAUGAUUUAAUUAAACAACACAAGACAGGAUUUAAUGCAGUUCAAGCAUUUUCAGAUAAUCCACUUG
Messenger RNA from Cokeromyces recurvatus, 862 nucleotides. RefSeq names its product PIN domain-like protein. The record is from RefSeq and is a predicted model, not a curated record. The coding region runs from base 56 to 595 and encodes 179 amino acids. NCBI's taxonomy places the organism in Eukaryota, Fungi, Mucoromycota, Mucoromycetes, Mucorales, Mucoraceae. Gene Ontology annotation, molecular function: nuclease activity. The transcript is spliced from 5 exons.